Molecule: messenger RNA, 1245 nt
Organism: Nicotiana tabacum (common tobacco)
Lineage: Eukaryota; Viridiplantae; Streptophyta; Magnoliopsida; Solanales; Solanaceae
Product: tryptophan synthase alpha chain
Biological process (GO): L-tryptophan biosynthetic process
Cellular component (GO): chloroplast; cytosol
Molecular function (GO): tryptophan synthase activity
Source: RefSeq, a predicted model, not a curated record
UUUUUAUCGAAGUCCGCCCCUGACUUAUACGCCGUGCGUCGCAGCUAUAUCUCCUCAUCUCCAUUAGCAGAAAGUUAAAGAAAAGUCCUGAUGUUAUGGCAUCUUUUCUGAAAGCAACCCACUUCAUUCACUCCAGUAACAAGCUUGAAUAUUACGCGUUUCCUCACUCCUAUAAUAAUACCCAAAGACUCAAGAUUUCAACUUCAGUCAAACCUCCCAUGGCUGCCCUCACCACCGCACCAACUGUUGGACUUUCUGAAACUUUCGCUCGAUUGAGGAAACAAGGCAAAGUGGCAUUAAUUCCAUAUAUCACUGCUGGGGAUCCUGACAUGUCAACAACUGCAGAAGCACUGAAAGUGCUCGAUCGAUGUGGUUCGGAUAUCAUAGAACUAGGAGUACCUUACUCUGAUCCGUUGGCUGAUGGUCCAGUCAUCCAGGCUGCUGCUACAAGAUCACUGAGUAGAGGGACCAAUUUUCCCAAAGUCUUAUCAAUGCUAAAAGACGUUGUGCCUCAGUUGUCCUGUCCAAUUGCCUUGUUCACAUAUUAUAAUCCAAUACUUAAGCGCGGUACUGAAAAGUUCAUGGCCACUGUGAGAGAUGCUGGUGUACAUGGACUUGUUGUUCCAGAUGUCCCUCUCGAGGAAACUGAAACUUUAAGAAAGGAAGCUGCUAGGCAUAAUAUUGAAUUGGUAUUGCUUACAACACCAACUACUCCAACAGUUCGUAUGAAGGCCAUUACUGAAGCUUCGGAAGGAUUUGUGUAUCUUGUGAGCUCAAUCGGAGUUACUGGAGCUCGUGAAUCUGUAAGUUCGAAGGUUCAAUCGCUCCUGAUCGACAUUAAAGAGGCAACAUCUAAACCGGUGGCAGUCGGAUUUGGUAUAUCAAAACCCGAGCAUGUCAAACAGGUGGCAGGAUGGGGAGCUGAUGGUGUGAUUGUUGGCAGUGCGAUGGUAAGAAUAUUAGGUGAAGCAAAAUCCCCCGAAGAAGGCUUAAAGGAAUUAGAGGUCUUUGCGACAUCUUUAAAAUCUGCACUCUCUUGAUUUAAUUUUUAGAAUCGACGAUUUUUUGUUUAAUCCACCUUGGCACUUCAUUUUUGAAACUCCAGCUCUUAGAAGCAAAGUGAUCUUGAAAACAGAUUUUGUUUGAUUUAAGCUUUAAGAUUUUGACAGUCAUACUCUAGCUUGUAAUUGACGCAGUGUUCUCUUGAUGUUUUCUAUGGUAAUUUAAAUUUAAUUAGUGCAAAAA